AUGGCUCGCGAAGCCCUAGUGCCUAAUAUUACAGUGCCUGAUCCUACUGUGCCUGAUCCUACAGUGCCUAAUCCUACAUUGCCGGAUCCUACCGUGCCUAAUCCUACAUUGCCGGAUCCUACCGUGCCUAAUCCUACAGUGCCUAAUCCUACAGUGCCUGAUCCUACAGUGCCUAAUCCUACAGUGCCUAAUCCUACAGUGCCUGAUCAUACAGUGCCUAAUCCUACAGUGCCUAAUAUUACAGUGCCUAAUCCUACAGUGCCUAAUCCUACAGUGCCUAAUCCUACAGUGCCUGAUCCUACAGUGCCUAAUCCUACAGUACCUGAUAUUACAGUGCCUAAUCCUACAGUGCCUAAUCCUACAGUAUUUGGUGCAGAGAUGAGGGACCUAUCAACCUCUGAAGGGUUAUUAAGACCACCUCAAUAG
Procambarus clarkii (red swamp crayfish) is the source of this 426-nucleotide messenger RNA. Its product is annotated as phospholipid scramblase-like. Lineage: Eukaryota; Metazoa; Arthropoda; Malacostraca; Decapoda; Cambaridae. The record is from RefSeq and is a predicted model, not a curated record.